AUGGCGACAAUUAGCAUGAUUCAAGGCCUGGCAGACAAACUGUUCACUACUUUAAUUAAUCAAGCUCAAAUUGCACUUGAUUUUAAAGAUCAGUUUGAAAUAAUGAGGACAAAGCUUGAGCUUAUGACGGCCUUCCUCUCCUCCACUGACAAUCUCAAGACUCAACAUAAGGAAAUGGUCCAGACGAUUUUGCCUAAUAUCAGAAAUCUUAUUUAUGAAGCUGACGAUAUACUCACAGAUUGCCUACUUACAUAUGAGUAUCGGAAACACGGGUCAGUUUGCUCGAGUUUAUGGCCUCAUCAACUCGCAUUUCAGUAUCGAACAGGCAAAAAAUUGAACCAUAUUAAUUCACGGUUUCAAGAGAUGGAGAAAACAAUGGGCUCGUUUUUGAGACCGGAAUUGACAACAAACAGGGGAAAUAAUGCGCAUCAAAUGGUAAAGUAUUCCUCACAGUAUUAUGACCCUUCUGAGAUCAUCGGUUUGGAGGAUGACAUUGAAAAGAUAAAAGGGUGGAUGUUAAGAAGUAAUAAGGAAUUUCACCAUGUUGGAAUUGUGGGGAUGGGGGGUUUGGGAAAAACCACCAUUGCCCAGAAAAUUUUCAAUGAUAGAGAAGUGGUUGCUUACUUUGAGAAGAUGAUUUGGGUGCCAGUUUCUCAGAGUUUCAGCGAAGAACGGAUUACGACGAUCAUGAUGAAACAGUUAGGUAUGGAAGGAACUGGAUUAGAUGAAAGUAGUAAGUUGCCCCAAAUUCGCCGUAUACUUCGUCAGAAGAAGUGUCUUGUUGUUAUGGACGAUGUCUGGAGAAAGGAUCUUGAUUGGUGGAAGAAUUUUUGUGGUGAAAGCAGUUUCUCUAUCAUCACAUCAAGAAAUGAAGAUGUCGUAAAGCGUAUGGGGGUUGACAACUCGCGGAUUCAUCGGCCAAGAACUUUGAAUGAGAAGGAAAGUUGGUUAUUGUUCUGCAAGUUUGCAUUUUCCAGGAGCAGGGGACAAUGCUCCAAUGAUCAAUUAGAAAGAGUGGGCAGGGACAUCUUGGAGAGAUGUGGCGGGCUUCCACUGGCAAUAAAGACAAUAGCAGCCUUACUUGCGCCAAAAGUUGAUUCCUUGAAAGAGUGGAAAAAGAUUUAUCAAGAUUUUCAUGGAUUGACAACCACAGGACAAAAUAGUUCUGUUAUGGCUUCUCUGCAAAUGAGCUAUGAUGAACUGCCCACUCAUCUAAAGCCGUGUCUACUGUGUUUCUCUAUUUAUCCUGAAGACUUUAAGGUACAUGGUGAACAAAUAGUGCAUUGGUGGGUUGCGGAGGGUAUUGUCCAGGGCAAGAACCCAUGGACUGCAACCGAAUUGGGAUAUGAAUAUCUUUCCGAGCUAGCGAAUAGAUGCCUGCUUGAUGUUGUGAAUCGAAGAAAUUAUGAUGGGAGAGUCUACAGUUGCAAGGUGCACGAUCUGACCCGAGACAUGGUAAUUAAGAUUGCAAACGAUGAGGCAUUUUGUAGCUUUGAUGGACAAGGCAAACAGAAACAGGCAGAAGAUUCUCGAUGGUUAGGUUUCACCACUGACAUGAAUCCAAAAUUGUUGAAAAACUGUUCAAAGUUGAGGGCAUUGUUACUGAUGUCAAACCAUCAUGUUUCCUAUGACAUGAAUUUGAAGUUGCUCAAGUCGCUACGGGUGUUGGAUUUCUCUAACAAUAAGCUGGAUACAAUUGAAGUAGAGCGUCUCUGGAGUUGGAUCUGUUCCCUUAAACGCCUUGCACAUCUGAACUUAAGUGGAGUUCAAAGCCUUAAGGAAGUACCGUAUUCAGUUCAAAAGCUUCGUAAUCUCCAAAUUUUGGUUUUGAGGAAAUGCAAGAAUUUAGCCAAACUAGAUCCAUCGGUUACAAAUUUGAAGAAAUUGAUUGUCUUGGAUCUAAGUUUCUGUAAUCUGAAGUGCCUACCUAAUGGACUAGAGAAGCUAGUUCAUCUCCAGGAACUGUCAGGAUUUCGGGUUGAGAGUCGAGCUAACUCAAGAAGAAGUCAGCUUCGUGAGCUACGGUCCCUGACAGAGCUAAGAGUUCUACGAUUGAGUAUAAAUUUCUUGAGUGAAAUGGCAAACGAUGAAUGGAAUGUCUUCUCAAACCUGACAAAUCUUAAGGUUUUAGCUAUUGAUGCAGAAAAUUGUAAGAACAAAAGUAUACAAAAAAUGCUGGAUCAUCUUUCAGCUCCUCCAAGCCUUGAGCAUCUUUUUCUGGAGCAUUAUCGUCAUGAAAUUUUGCCGAAAUGGAUAAAUCCCAAGCAACUUCCAAAUCUGCAAUAUCUUUGUCUUGAGGACGGAGACAUCAACCACUUACCAAUGAGUGUCAAUGAUGAAACUGAAGAUAGUAGCAUCUCCAAAUGGACCCUGGAGGGUCUCCGUUUAAUGUUCCUGCCAAAUUUAGUCCUGGACUGGCAGAACUUGGGGAAGGAUAUGCCUUUUCUACAUCAUGCAGAGGUGAGCCAUUGUUUUAAUUUGGAAAACUUUCCCUUUGACCCUGACAAGCUAGCUGUCUGGACGAAGAAUCAAGAUUGA
Messenger RNA from Pistacia vera, 2538 nucleotides. Its product is annotated as disease resistance RPP13-like protein 4. The transcript has a single exon. The coding region runs from base 1 to 2538 and encodes 845 amino acids. The record is from RefSeq and is a predicted model, not a curated record. Gene Ontology annotation, molecular function: protein binding; ADP binding. Gene Ontology annotation, biological process: defense response to other organism. NCBI's taxonomy places the organism in Eukaryota, Viridiplantae, Streptophyta, Magnoliopsida, Sapindales, Anacardiaceae.